GUCGAGAACCUCCGGCGCGAGAACGCGCUGGUCAAGUCGAUGUGGUACGACAUGAACCAGCGACUGCUGAGCAACACGGUUAUCCUGCAAAGACGCAGCGAAGCACCCAAAGGCUGGCUCGGAAAACAGCGAGCCGCUGUUGGAGGAGGCGCAAGCGUCUUAGUACGUCAGCUUCCCUCCAAACAAACUUGA
This is a messenger RNA of Bipolaris zeicola 26-R-13, 192 nucleotides long. RefSeq lists its product as uncharacterized. The annotation marks the transcript as partial. Lineage: Eukaryota; Fungi; Ascomycota; Dothideomycetes; Pleosporales; Pleosporaceae. The transcript has a single exon. The record is from RefSeq and is a predicted model, not a curated record.